This is a messenger RNA of Clarias gariepinus (North African catfish), 4595 nucleotides long. It is a transcript of the gene sema3gb, whose product is annotated as sema domain, immunoglobulin domain (Ig), short basic domain, secreted, (semaphorin) 3Gb. Lineage: Eukaryota; Metazoa; Chordata; Actinopteri; Siluriformes; Clariidae. Gene Ontology annotation, biological process: neural crest cell migration; negative chemotaxis; axon guidance. The transcript has 18 exons. Bases 422 to 2683 code for a protein of 753 amino acids. The record is from RefSeq and is a predicted model, not a curated record. Gene Ontology annotation, molecular function: semaphorin receptor binding; chemorepellent activity.
GAUUUUAACACCGAGGUAGCAGGACAACCCAACGCACACACACACACACACACACACACAACGAGCACCUGCCACCUCUUUUCCUCUUCAUACAGAGACUUUUUCACUUCCCGGGGCGCUGUAUGUGGAUGGAGUGGUGACAGAGUUUCUGAGGCUGAUUCGCGGGGCUGUGGUCUGAUGAGACGUUGUUUGCCGGCAGGAAAACUUUGGUAACUCGCACUAGCACUGACAGCACUGGCCAGCCUCCGUCAGAUGGACAGAAACACGGCGCGUUCGGUAGUUUCUGACUGUUUUGUGUGUAUUGGUGGGAUUUAUGGAUAGCUUCGUGCGACGCCGCGGAAUGUAACGACCAGCACGAGCGCCUCAGCCGCCGGAGUUACCUGUAGUGAAGUCUCAGAAGGUUAACUCUGCUGUCAUUUCCAUGGAGACGACCCGGGCCCUCCUCCCACUCCUCCUUCUCUUACUGAGUGUGUGCGCGCACAGUUGUCAUGGCAACCUUCGCCCGACCCCCAGAGUGUAUCUGUCUUACAAAGAGCUACUGGAAACGAGGACCAUCCGGCCAUUCAGCUUCUCCUUCAACACCAGUGACUACCGAAUUCUUCACAUGGACCAGGACCAGGGCCGACUUUACCUGGGCAGUUGUGAAUAUAUAGUCUCUCUGGACAUGCAGAACAUCAACAAGGAGCCACUGAUUAUCCACUGGCCUGCUACUGCCCAAAGAAAAGCAGAGUGCAAGAUGGCAGGAAAAGGAGGACAAGGAGAGUGUGCUAACUUUAUCCGUCUGAUCGAGCCAUGGAACAGGACUCAUCUGUACACAUGUGGCACUGGAGCUUACAAGCCCAUCUGCACUUUUGUCAACAGAGGGUGGAGGGCUGAGGAAUACCUCUUUCGACUGGUGCCUGGCUAUAUGGACUCUGGAAAGGGAAAAUGCCCUUAUGAUCCCCGCCAAGAAAAUGCGGCCGCUUUAAUCAAUGGGAACCUGUAUGCUGGAGUGCAUGUAGACUUUAUGGGCACAGACCCAGCCAUAUUCAGGACUCUAGGAGACAGACCUGCUGUCAGGACAGAACAGUAUGAUUCACGGUGGCUUAAUGAGCCAGUGUUUGUAAAAAUUCAGAAAAUCCCUGAUAGUACAGAGAAGAACGACGACAAAUUGUAUUUUUUCUUUCGGGAAAAGAGUUUGGAUGCAGCAGGAGGCAGCACUCCAAGUGUUUUGGCCAGAGUGGGCAGAGUUUGUCUGAAUGAUGAUGGGGGUCAAAGAUCACUGGUAAAUAAGUGGACAACUUUCCUGAAGGCACGCCUAGUCUGUUCUGUGAUUGGAACAGAUGGAGUUGAGACAUAUUUUGAUGAACUAAGGGAUGUCUUCAUUCAGCGAACUAAUGAUGAACGCAAUCCCAUGGUGUAUGCGCUGUUCUCCACUGCUGGGUCUGUGUUUAAGGGUUCAGCAGUGUGCGUGUACUCCAUGUCAGACAUCCGAAAUGUCUUUAAUGGACCCUUUUCUCAUAAACAUGGUCACAAUUACCAGUGGACACCAUACACUGGAAAAAUUCCUUACCCUCGCCCUGGGACGUGCCCUGGAGGAACAUUUACUCCUGGAGUCCACAGCACCAAAGCCUUCUCUGAUGAAGCUGUCAACUUUGUGCGCGCGCACCCUCUUAUGUACCAUCCCAUAUAUCCUACACACAAGCGCCCCCUGGUGGUCCGGACCGGCGUGGACUACCGCUUCACCACUAUUGCAGUGGACAUGGUGGAUGCUGUGGAUGGAAGAUAUGAGGUGCUUUUCUUGGGAACAGAUAGGGGAACAGUCCAAAAAGUGAUUGUACUGCCAAAGGAUAUGAGCACGACAGAAGAACUCAUUCUUGAAGAGGUGGAAAUUUUUAAGACACCAGCACCAGUGAAAACACUGAAAAUUUCCUCUAAAAGGCAACAGCUGUAUGUGUCUUCGGCACGAGGACUUACUCAGGUGUCUUUGCACCGGUGCCCUGCUUACGGUAAAGCCUGCUCAGACUGCUGUCUUGCCAGAGACCCCUACUGCGCCUGGGAUGGUGAGAGCUGCUCUGCUUUCACCCCUGCUACCAAGAGGAGAAGCAGGAGGCAGGAUAUCAAACAUGGCGACCCGUUACGCCAGUGCAGGGGCUUUAACUCUAAAGUAGAGAAGCGCCUUAGGGAGACGGUUCAGUUUGGGGUCGAGGGCAGCAGCGCGUUUCUGGAGUGCCAGCCCAGGUCUCCUCAGGCUACGUUGAAAUGGUUCUAUCAGAAAGAUGGCAAGCGUAAAGCGUUAACUCGUGAAAAAGAUGUUCUGAAGACGGCUCACGGCAUCCUGCUGAAAUCUCUUAGCCAAUCAGAUGCCGGACUCUAUCACUGCCAGGCCACAGAGAACAACUUCAAGCACACGAUGGCCCGUGUGGCCCUGCGUAUUCUCGACCGUGAGAUCGUGGAGGCCCUGACAGCUCCAGACGGCCCCUCAGAUCCCGAACGCCAUCAUCAGCACGACAUGCAACAGCACCCACCUCCUCCUCCACCUCCUCCUCAAACCCUGCCCCCUCCCCCCCAGAUGCACCCACAGCCUGAGGUGACGCUUAUCAACCAAUACUGCCAGUCGUACUGGAAGCAGCCUCACAAGCCCAAGCGCACUAACCGUAGGCAUACAGAGAAACAAGAGCACGAGGAGCUGCAAUUGGAGUGAUGAUGUUGAGGGGAAAUACUCAUAAAGCCUCUUUUUGGUUGUGUUCUGUGCAUUGUGUGAGCAGGCAGAAUCACAAAAAAAAAAAACCUGUUCAUACGCUUAAUGUCAUGUUCAUCCCCUGGGGCCAUGCACAAUAUCAAAAACCAAUAGACUUAUUUUAUAAAUUUGGAAUUUUACACUGCAUGUUGGAUGUUGGGUAAGACGCAUGGUGCUGUACCUUUAGUUCAGUUUUUCUUUGACUUUCUAAAGCUACAUUAUUGAGUGCAGUGCAUUUUAAAAUAAUUUACACCUACAUUGUAUCUACGCACUUUGAUCUGCCUGGAGUAAAAAAAAAAAAAAAAAAGAAAGAAAAAACAUGAUUCACACCAGCAUUAAAUAUAUAAAGAUUAACCAGUUUUGUUUACCAUUGACAAGUUAAAGAAAAAUCAGUGUUCCAUAAACAUUGUAAUUGUGUACAUUUGCUACUUUGCAAUGCUUGUAUUUAAAGUUUGUUGUGUUAAGUCAGAUGAUUGUUAGUCCUCAGUGUGUGGAAAACAGCAGUGGAAAAAAUGCUGUGCAGGACUUCUAUAUGAUUCCACCCUUCUUACGGCACAGCCAUCUGCUGAGUCAUCUAAAAAAGUAGCCUUUGGGUCCUGUACUGGGAUGUAAUUAUGACAUGAAUUAUGCUGACCAUGUUUACGUUAUAAAGACCAAGGGUAAUCAGGAUGUGUAAUAGUAGAUAUGGCAGCGUUCCUUUUCCAACUUUGCUAGUACGUACUCUUGAGCUAGUCUGCAUCAGACAAAUCACAGCUGCAAAUUUUGAGACUCAAGUGUCAUGAUGUGUUUAUUUUUAACAAUGAAUAACAAUCAGUGUUUAUAACCAUUUAUAGCGAAAGCAAAAGUCCUAAGUGGCAUCAUCACCAAAUCAUUUAAGUAAUUAUUACUCCAAAAGAUAACUUCUACUCCAAACUAGGAGACCAUAAGGAAAACUACUAGGAUUUGGAGGUGGUUGUAGGUUCACCAUUUUUCAACAGGAAGGAUGGGAUACAUUUCAGCAAGAUAUGUGUAUGGACCAAAAUCUGCUCCAGCCUCCAGUCAUAUUAAUAAUAAUCAUCAUAAUCAUAAUAAUAAUAGGGAUUUACAAGGAAAUGUAAAAUAAUGUAGAAAAGCUGAUAAUGCUUUAAAAAUAAAGCACUAGCUCACAUACACAAAAAAAGACUAAGAUAUGGUUAAUUUUAUGGCUGCAGUACAUUUUUUUUAUUUGAAUAUGAGCACAUAUUUCUAAGGGCAGAUAACAGUCUGCUAAGAAUUGAUAACAAUUUUUUUUUCUCCUGUGAAACAAUGUUGUAUACCGGGAAAGUAAUGCAGGACAAGCGUGUAAGAGAUGUUGCUUGCAUAAUCAGGUCAUAUUUUGGUGGGAAUUUCUGUAACUUAUUAUUGUUGCAUCUUCCAGAUCAGCGUAUUUGAAUUUUGUUACGAGAAAUAGUAGCUCUUUAACUUUUUGCACCUUUUUGCAUAUCAGUGGUAGAUGUUUUCUGUGGUCAGCUGUGGUCUUGUGCUUGUGUAUAAAGGCAGUCCUUGUGUUUGACUAUGUGUAUGAUUACUACACAUGUACAUAGUGAUAGGUAUUUGAGUGUUGGUCAAGUUUUACUCUAACUCUAAUCUACUUCUCGGUCUCUUUCUCUCUCUCUCUCUCCCCUUUCCUCCACACACACACAACAUAUUUAUUUUGAGAGUGUACAUAAUUAUGGCCGUUGUGCUCUUUGGUGGUGGAAUAUGACUGAGAAAAGCAGAUUUUAUUGUGUGCUCACUAACAGGACCAGAAUAUAUAAGCAAGCAAAUAUGUUUGUAGGAAAAAGGUGCAAGUUUUUUUCCCUGAUAAUUGGUGGUAUAGUCUGUUCUGCAAGCAUGUUUUUCUUUCAGGAUGAUGAAA